GCUUGGCGACUUUUGGGGGGAGGGGGCGGGGAGCGAGUGGCCGCCGAGGCGGCGGCGGCGGCGGGGUUGCCCUCGGAUCUCCCCCUCCCCCCUGCUCCUCCCUCCCCGUCUCGGCUCCCGGGCGCUCCGGGUCCCCACGUCCAUGGGCAGGGAGAGGGUCCCCCGGGUUGUUGUCGGUGACGCCGGCCUCCCAAGUGGCCUCCUAGUGCCUUCCCGGGGCUCUUGGCACGACCCUCUACCCCUCACCCUCCCAGGCCCCUGCUAGAUACCCUCAGUGGGGGCGCGAGGCGGUGGGGAAAAAGUUUAAGGUUUGUUAAUCGCAGUCGCGAUUGUUGGGGAGGGGGAGGGGGUGGCUGGGAAGAAAGCGAGGUGGCCUCUCCGUGACGCUCCCGGGUCUCCCGAGUCUGGCGAGGGUGACACCAAGCUCACUUUACGCGCUCACCCGGGAGCUCAGCGGGAGGAGGGGGCGAGGGUACCCCCCCUUUUGAUCCCUCUCCCCACCCUUUCUGGGGUCCUUGUCCGCAGUGAUUUUUCUCCCCUUUUUUAUUUAAAGAGUCCUCUGUCACCACCUCCUCUGUACCACCAGUGUACAGCUCGUAACGGGUUCCGCUUUGUUUUUACGACUCCCCCCCAACCCCCCAACGAAUCACUUGUCAGAUCAAUUUUACCUUUUCUCUCCUCCCUACUUCCUACUCUCCCCUCCUCCCCUCCCAACCCCGUUCUCGGAGGUUAGACAUUUUACAAGCUAGCUAUGCUGUUUUUCGAAUUGUGACUUUUUUUUUUACCCCCUCCUCCCAUAUCUACUCUUCUAGACGUUUAUUUUUGCCCUUCCCCCGCUUAGCGGGGCGGGGGUAAGGAAAGAGAAAAAUAAUACAAUUUCAGGGGAAGUCGCCUUCAGGUCUGCUGCUUUUUUUUUUUUUUUAAAUAAUAAUCAUAAUAAUAAAAAGGACAUAGAAAACACCAGUAUUGAACUUCACUUCAAGAACCCGGGCUGCAAAGGAAAUCUCCUUUGUUUUGUUAUUUAUAUGCUGUCAAGUUUUGAAGUGGUGAGUUUCAGUUCUGGCAGGUGAUCUGUAAGACAGUGACUGAGUAUGGACCAUUUGAACGAGGCAACUCAGGGGAAAGAGCAUUCAGAAAUGUCUAACAAUGUGAGCGACCCGAAGGGUCCACCAGCCAAGCUUGCCCGCCUGGAGCAGAACGGGAGCCCACUAGGAAGAGGAAGGCUUGGGAGCACAGGUGCAAAGAUGCAGGGCGUGCCUUUAAAACACUCGGGCCAUCUGAUGAAAACCAACCUUAGGAAAGGAACCAUGCUACCAGUUUUCUGCGUGGUGGAACAUUAUGAAAACGCCAUUGAGUACGAUUGCAAGGAGGAGCAUGCGGAAUUUGUGUUGGUGAGGAAGGAUAUGCUUUUCAACCAGCUGAUAGAGAUGGCGUUGCUGUCUCUAGGCUAUUCGCACAGCUCUGCUGCCCAGGCCAAAGGGCUCAUCCAGGUUGGGAAGUGGAAUCCAGUUCCACUGUCAUAUGUGACAGACGCCCCUGAUGCUACGGUAGCAGAUAUGCUUCAAGAUGUGUACCAUGUGGUCACGCUCAAAAUUCAGUUACACAGUUGCCCCAAACUAGAAGACUUGCCUCCCGAACAAUGGUCGCACACCACAGUGAGGAACGCUCUGAAGGACUUACUGAAAGAUAUGAAUCAGAGUUCGUUGGCCAAGGAGUGCCCCCUCUCACAGAGUAUGAUCUCCUCCAUUGUGAACAGCACGUACUAUGCAAACGUCUCAGCAGCAAAAUGUCAAGAAUUUGGAAGGUGGUACAAACAUUUCAAGAAGACAAAGGAUAUGAUGGUUGAAAUGGAUAGUCUGUCUGAACUAUCCCAACAAGGUGCCAACCACGUCAAUUUUGGCCAGCAGCCUGUCCCGGGGAACACAGCUGAGCAGCCUCCAUCCCCUGCGCAGCUCUCCCACGGCAGCCAGCCCUCAGUCCGGACCCCUCUUCCGAACCUGCACCCUGGGCUUGUGUCAACCCCGAUCAGUCCUCAGCUGGUCAACCAGCAGCUGGUGAUGGCUCAGCUGCUGAACCAGCAGUAUGCUGUGAACAGACUCUUAGCCCAGCAGUCCUUAAACCAACAAUACUUGAACCACCCUCCCCCUGUUAGUAGGUCUAUGAAUAAGCCUUUGGAGCAGCAGGUUUCAACCAACACGGAGGUCUCUUCGGAAAUCUACCAGUGGGUGCGGGAUGAGCUGAAACGAGCGGGAAUCUCCCAGGCAGUGUUUGCACGCGUGGCUUUUAACAGAACUCAGGGAUUGCUUUCUGAAAUCCUCCGAAAGGAAGAGGACCCCAAGACUGCAUCCCAGUCUCUGCUGGUAAACCUUCGGGCUAUGCAGAAUUUCUUACAGUUGCCAGAAGCCGAAAGAGACCGGAUAUACCAGGAUGAGAGGGAAAGGAGUUUGAACGCAGCGUCGGCCAUGGGUCCUGCCCCUCUGCUCAGCACACCACCCAGCCGCCCUCCCCAGGUGAAAACAGCUACCCUUGCCACUGAGAGGAAUGGGAAACCAGAGAACAAUACUAUGAACAUUAAUGCCUCCAUUUAUGACGAGAUUCAGCAGGAAAUGAAGCGUGCUAAAGUGUCCCAGGCACUGUUUGCAAAGGUUGCUGCCACAAAGAGCCAGGGAUGGUUGUGUGAGCUGUUGCGCUGGAAAGAAGACCCUUCUCCAGAAAACAGGACCCUGUGGGAGAACCUGUCGAUGAUCCGGAGGUUCCUCAGUCUUCCCCAGCCUGAGCGCGAUGCCAUCUACGAGCAGGAGAGCAAUGCUGUGCAUCACCAUGGCGACAGGCCGCCCCACAUCAUCCAUGUUCCAGCAGAACAGAUUCAGAGCCCCUCUCCCAGCACCCUUGGGAAAGGAGAGUCUAGAGGCGCUUUCUUACCAGGCCUGCUGACCCCCGCACCAUGGCCCAAUGCUGCUCCUCAGCAACAGCAGCAGCAGCAACAGCAGCAGCAGCAGCAGCCGCCGCCUCCGCCUCCGCAGCCACAGCCGCAACCCCAGGCAGGCCCCAGGCUCCCCCCACGGCAGCCCACCGUGGCCUCAUCCGCAGAGUCUGAUGAGGAAAACCGGCAGAAGACCAGGCCACGAACCAAAAUUUCCGUGGAAGCCCUGGGGAUCCUUCAGAGCUUCAUCCAAGACGUGGGCCUGUACCCGGAUGAAGAGGCCAUCCAGACUCUGUCGGCGCAGCUGGACCUCCCGAAGUACACCAUCAUCAAGUUCUUUCAGAACCAGCGGUACUACCUGAAGCACCAUGGCAAGCUGAAGGACAACUCUGGCCUGGAGGUCGAUGUGGCGGAGUACAAAGACGAGGAGUUGCUGAAGGAUUUGGAAGAGAGUGUCCAGGAUAAAAGCACCAACACCCUUUUCUCAGUGAAACUAGAGGGCGAGCUGUCGGUGGACGGGAGCACAGACAUUAAUGCCGACUUGAAAGACUGAGAGACAAGUGUUAACUUUGAGCGGUACCACUCGCAUUUACUAACAAAACGAGAAGCCCACCUUGUGUUCGCUCAGAAGCCCUUCAUUGUUUAUCGUUUGGCCAAUGAAUCUUCAGAAACUUGCACAAACAGGAAGUUGGAAGGACAGGACAGACUGCACUCAAGGUUUUACUCUGUUUUACAAACUGCUUGGCAGCCCCGGGUGAAGCAUCAAGGAUUGUUUGAUGGUAGAGUUUGUGUUCGAGGGCCGCACCGAGGUGUCGCACCCUGUCAGCAUGAUACCAGAGAUUGGUUUUCCUUUUAAUUAUUAUUAUUCUGGAGCCUCAAAUAAGCAUUAUAACUUCUGUGAUUAUGAUUGCCUUUCCUUUAAUUAUUUCUGUAACACUCCACACUGGUCUUUGGAAACUGGCCCCUUAUUUUAAAGAGAAAAAGGAAAAAAAAAAAAAAGAGUUUGUUACUCGAAUUGUAUGUUAAAAAAGAACUAUAGACUGUGGAAUGCAGUUAAAGAUAACAUAUGCCAACAAAUGCCUUGUAUUAUAUGGCACUGCCGUAAUUAAAAUUUGUUUUUUUAUUUUGGAAAUAAAAGUUCGCUGUACUUUUUUUUUCAUGCUCAUUGUUACUUUUUUUUUUUAAGGAAAAAAUGUGAAACACAAUUUAGUCCUCGUUAUUUAUUUGUAGAUCCUGCAACAUCACGUUGUAAUUAAGUUUUUGGAAAUUUCUGUUAAGUGUAAUGUUGCUUCUCUUGUUAUCAUACUGAUUUUCUUUCUAUUUAUAACUGUAUUUUGAUGGGCAGUAAAACAAAGUGUCUUAAAAGUUUUAAAUAGAGAAAAUGUGCUUUACACAGUUGCCUAUAAAAGUCUAUGUUAUCCAAGCAAUUCACUCUAGAAGCUUCACUCUUGUUGUUGUAUGCAAUUUUUACUAUCAUGCAAAUAAGCUUAGGUAAAUAAAACUAAUAGAUCACCUUAGAAAAUUAUGCAAUUAAUGUGAAAAUAAUUGAUGUUUGCAAUGUGUCUUCCUUUGGUUUACAAUCAAUUUUAAAGCGACAUCUGUAUAAAAUUUCUGUAUAAAGGUGUAUUUCUUUUUUAUGAGUUUAUGACUAUGAAAACACCAGCUAUUUUGUUACAGCUGCUGUUUUUAUAAGUGUAUCACGAUUUUCUUUAUGCAGAAAUGUGCUGGUUAGGAGUGGCUAUUGACUGUAACUACACGAUUAAAAUUGUUUGUAUGGUAUGCCAUGGCAGGGUUUGUCUGCUUAUGUGGAGUAACUUUAGCCAAGCUCAAGGACGGCCGUGUCACGUAGGUACAUUGCUGAUGCUUUCUUCGUGGUAGAUGGCGGGCUCAGAAAAGAGCAACUGCGCUCUCCCCUGAAACACUGCAUGCGAGGCACACACAUGCACAUUUCUAAAUAGGCGUGGAAGUUGACAGUGCAGGUAAUCUGCUUUGCUUACUACCCAGGAUAGUCAAAGACCUCCACAGAGUUACUGCUGUAGUCAUAAGUACUUGGAAAGGCUGUAUCUGCCUUUUCCUCACAAUCCUACAGUUAUGGCAACACUUUUCUUUAAGCUAGAGUGUCUUCUUAAAAGCCAUUAAUAGCAGUAUAACUGAGGGACCCUCUGUGAGAACCCUCCAUAUGCAUUGUGUUUGGGUUUGAUUUGUUUUACAAGUUAUACAUAGGGAAGGUAGUAAGUAACCCUGAGGUCCUUUGGCUGCCAUUGUCAAAACUGAGAACUACCUGGAGAAAAUCAAAGUAAUAGCCCAGCAAUCCAAACGCCAUUUCCAAACUGCUGCAUCGCGCCCCAGUGUCAGGCAUGCUGUGCUCCUAGGAAAACUUUUGGGUUUUUUGUUGUUGUUGUUCUUGUUUGUUUGUUUCUCUUUGUGUCCCUUUUUGGGGUUCCCUAACUGUUAAUGGGGGGAUGUUCAUGGAGCCAGGGCUCUGCACUUCACGUCUUCCUGAGGAGCGUUUCCUCAGGCUUGGUGAGCUCAUGUCUGGAGGCUGCAGGGCCCUCCUGUUGGUCUAAAUCAGGCUCCUUGGAAACACCACUAACGCUUUAUUCUGAGCAACUCGGAAGGCUGCUGCUUUGUAGCAAACUCAUUUCCUACCCUUUUUAUUAAGUGAGAAAACAGUGCAAACUUUGUUUCCUGAGGUUCAGAAAAGUAAUUAUUUGGGCCAAAGGCAUUUGAAUUAAAAUAAGGCAAGCUAAAUUUCAAAUGUUAAAACAAAAAAGCAGAAAACAACUAGCAGUGCCGCUAACUAAAGAUUAUCACCCACGGUCUCCUUUUCCCCAGGUUUGAAAGGGUCAACAGAACAUCAAGUAGAACUGCUGUCAUUGUUGUCUUUAAAACAGCCCAGUGCUCAAGAUCAAUACGUAGUUUUUUGAGGAGGAGAAUCAGGUUGCAAAUAAGAUUUUUCCAUUUCCUAACA
Messenger RNA from Meriones unguiculatus (Mongolian gerbil), 5894 nucleotides. RefSeq names its product SATB homeobox 1 (gene Satb1). Lineage: Eukaryota; Metazoa; Chordata; Mammalia; Rodentia; Muridae. Bases 1092 to 3476 code for a protein of 794 amino acids. Gene Ontology annotation, biological process: chromatin remodeling; regulation of transcription by RNA polymerase II. The transcript has 12 exons. The record is from RefSeq and is a predicted model, not a curated record. Gene Ontology annotation, molecular function: DNA-binding transcription factor activity, RNA polymerase II-specific; RNA polymerase II cis-regulatory region sequence-specific DNA binding.